Molecule: messenger RNA, 607 nt
Organism: Salvia splendens (bonfire salvia)
Lineage: Eukaryota; Viridiplantae; Streptophyta; Magnoliopsida; Lamiales; Lamiaceae
Product: mavicyanin
Exons: 2
Coding region: 36-503 (155 amino acids)
Cellular component (GO): plasma membrane
Molecular function (GO): electron transfer activity
Source: RefSeq, a predicted model, not a curated record
CUAAUAACUCUGAUUAACGAAGCUUCCAAAGAGAUAUGGCAUCGAAAGCUUUGUUGAUCACUAUCCUGGUCGCAGCCGCCGUAGCUCCGGCUCUAGCCUUGGAUUAUAUGGUUGGAGAUGGCGAAGGCUGGAAGUUAAAGGUUAACUACACUCAAUGGGCGGCCGGGAAAACCUUCGUUGUUGGAGACAAUCUAAUUUUCAUGUAUACUGCAGCAGAUCACAAUGUAAUUCCGGUAAGUGGAGCUGAUUUCAAAGCAUGCAACAGGUCGGGUGCACUAAAAGGCCCUUACAGCAGCGGAAAUGACAAGAUUGCCCUUGACGGGCCCGGGAAGAAGUGGUACAUUUGCGGCAAGGAAGGUCACUGCGACGGUGGGAUGAAGCUCGUCAUCUCUGUUGAGGCGGGAGCCCCGGCCCCUGCCCCAUCGAGUGCACCGGCCACCGGCUCGUUGGUGUGGAUGGCAGCUUCUGUAGCGGCUGCCUUCUCCAUGGUCAUGGCUUUUUAAGUCAUCUUUAUUUGCUACCAAUUUCAUUCACAGCUGCUGUCAUUCUUCUUUUUUUUUUCGGUUUCUAUUUUGGUGGUCACUGCCAAAACAUAGAAGUUUGUUAU